UCCUUGCCGGUACCAAAGUGGGACCCGCAGGAGCUCAAAAAUUUGUUUCAAAAUUCAAAAACCCAAAAUACCCUCCAAAAUCAGGGAACCUUCAACACCGGAUUCAACCAUGGCGUUGAACAAUCUACCCAAAGAAAUAGAAAAAGCUGUUGGUACUACUCGGGGCCCCGGAGAACCCGAGUCCGUGUCCGAUGAUGAAAAGGAAGAAAUAGUAGAAGUGGAAGAGAUGGAGAAGCUGGAGUCAGAAGCGAAAGAAAUGGCCAAGAGGAUUCUCGAUUACAGAGCCACUCUACCGGAUCAGCUCAAGGCUACCUUAUCUUCAAUUCUUUCUUCGCAGCGACCUGUGCUUCCCGAAAUGGAUUCUGGGUCGAAUUUUGGACCUUCCGGCAAGUGUAAUCCAGGUUUAGGAGAACGGGUUAAAGCCAGUAAAUCAGCAUUACUAGCAGAAGGGGACCAUAAGAUUGCUGAGAAAGUUGGUAUUUUGAAAGAUAAAAUUUCCAGCAAUAUGUCGGCCAUGCCUAUUGUACUGAAGAGGAUGAAAGAAUUUAUGUCUAAGAUUGAGAACCUAGAUUCUUAUGAUGGAACCAUACAUCCGCCUUUUAAAAAGAAAAAGACUAGCUGACCAAAUAUACAUUGUACAAUGGAUCCACGCAUCCAGCUGUGAUAGGAACCAAUUUACCGACCAAAUAUUUCUCACCAAAACCUGGACUUGGGAGAUUCUGUUGUUCUGUAAUUACUGAAAAGCAUCAGGUUUGAUGCGUAUUUAAUGUCAUUGAUAAUAUUCUGAAAGCAACUCUUGUAACAAUUUAACUAUUGAUUAUGAAGGAGGAAAAAGAUGUUGCGUAGAA
Molecule: messenger RNA, 848 nt
Organism: Hevea brasiliensis (rubber tree)
Lineage: Eukaryota; Viridiplantae; Streptophyta; Magnoliopsida; Malpighiales; Euphorbiaceae
Exons: 3
Coding region: 110-622 (170 amino acids)
Source: RefSeq, a predicted model, not a curated record